UUCUACAUCAUCGCAUGCUGAGUUAUAUUUUCAAUACAAUCUUUUAAUUUUCAUAAAGUUACUUGAUUCAUUUCUAAAUGUUUUCUUUCGUUGUGACCGCCUUUCUGUAUUUUAAUUUCUAAAUAUGUGUAAUGUGCCGCCGAAGUUCCAUUCAGUGUGUCGCCUUUGUUUAUCAUUCUGUGGCGAUAAUUGCAGUGAUGUUAAACUUCCAAUAUUCGACCGUGAUAAGGAUAAAUCACGCCUCUCCGAGAUGAUAAUGACAUAUUUGUCGAUAAUGGUUUCCCCAGUAGAUCCUCUACCUCAGGUGGUUUGCGGGAGCUGUGUACAUAAACUCGAUGAAUUCCACACUUUCAGAGAGUUGUCACACAAAUCAGAAAGGCUCCUGGAGCAGUUCCUCCAGUAUGCUAAUUCACUCUCAGGUCCUAAGGAGGAGGUCUUGAACAUCACCGCGAAUAAGUUGGAGGAAAUAAUUAAACCAUUCAGCGACUCUGAGUACGACUCUGCGUCAAAACACAAAUACGCUGAAGUAGGAUCACCUGACUCUACAGAAGAGAUGAAAAAUAUGGAAAGUCGACAGGCUGCAGUCACAUUGUUACAAAUAAAGAAUCACGACCCCUCAAAAUACGCGAUAAAGACCGAGGAACCUCAUAUAGUGUUCAACAGCGUGCCGAGUUUACCUCCAUCGGAACGAGCAAGAGAGGUGAUGCACUGCAAUGCUGUCAUCGAUAUUAUAAGUAAAGCCGUGGCUGUCGCGCAGAGAGAAAACGAAGAAUCUCAAAAAUAUCCAGCUAAUUACGCGGCUGUGAUCGAUAGGACGCACGCGGCGAAUGUAGGCGAAAUGAACUACACGCACGAAUACACCGAGGACCAGUACAAUGCGUACAGCGCACCACACAACCAGGCCAGUCCUGGAAGUAACGAAGAUCAUGACAAGGAGAUGGACCUCUCAUUGUACAGUUCCAUCAAAAACGAACCAAUUGAACAGACUGAGCAAACAGAUGCAGAAACUGGCAACUCCUUCUUUCAUAGAGCUUUGACACACAAAAAAAUUAAUUUUGCCGACGAAUACAAACAGCAUGUGUUUGGUCAAACAGCGGGUAAAACAAAAAAUUGUAAAGAUAACUCUUCGACAUACGAAGACUGCAGUCAGAGCAGUAGUGGGUCAGACCCAGACAGAUUGCAAAUGGACAUAUCUCAGAUGUCUCAGGACGAUCCGGAAGAAACUCAGUCUGCACGUUCAACACAGUCUUCUCCACAGCCAAUACAAGAAAACGAACAUGAUAAAGAAACACUAUGGCAGGCACUGCACAGACAAAACGGUCGAGGCGGGGAAGCAACGCAGCUACUACGGCGACUGAUAAACAGCAAACAUUUAGGCAUGACUGUUUCACCAUUACGGGCCUCUACGUCACCACUGGCUAGUUCUAUGCCCCAACCACCCAACGGCGCCGUUUCACCGAACGGCGAAUGGCAAGGAUCAGGUCGAGGUGGCGGCGUUGGCGGUGUCGGUACCGCUCGCAGGAAACAGAGCUUCCCAGCGCGUGCGCACCCCGCACCGCCACACGAGCCCACGCAGACGUUGCAAUCAGCUACGUGGCCGCCACAUCAAUCCGCUUCGGAGAACCAAGAGCCUAUGGAGACCACAGCAGGGACGGGUAGCAACGCCGGAGCCGGCAGUCGAGGCUCGGGUCCUCGCGUGGAAUUGUCCUGCAGCAACUGCGGCACGCACACGACGACGAUCUGGCGGCGCGACGCGCGCGGCGAGAUGGUCUGCAACGCCUGCGGCCUGUACUACAAGCUGCACGGCGUGCCGCGCCCUACCGCCAUGCGCCGCGACACAAUCCACACGCGUCGCCGUCGUCCGCGGCACGACCCCAAGCACGCGCGCAACAAAUCUCGUCGCGGUGGCAACACGUGUGCAGAACAAGCUACUGCGGGCGAACAAGCAGCCUCUGGCACGACGGAGUCUGGCGCCGAGGAGGCCGUACUGGCCGCACUGCGCAGGCAACUGCAACCGCACCUGCUCGCCGCGCUGCACGCGCAGAACACGCGACUGCACGCUACCACCGAUCAGGCUCCAGAGUACGACGAGGCGCCAUUAAACCUGGUAGCAAGUCACGUAGCUGCGGAGGAGACGCACUGACUGCCCACUGCGCACGCGCCGACGGGACCCGACGACCUCCGUAACGUACCCCAUUGAUAAUUGACCCUGAUUAUUUACAGGCCACCUACUUGGUACUGGCGCGCACGGAGAUUUUCUAUUAAGUUCGUUUUUGUAUUAUUGUACAGACCAAUCGCCUAUAUGUUAUAUGCGGUGUGACGCAUACAUUUAUGUAUUGUUGGUAGUAACCAUAAACGGUUACUAUGGCAACUGACAGUUGAGAGACAUUUGACGUAAAUCGUUACUGUAUUGUUGGUUUCAUUUGUUAGUCGAUCGAUUUGUAAGUGUUUUUUGACUAUAAAUCGAGAUACCGUCACGACGUCGAGGUCGACGAUGAAGCAAGUUACCCAGAAGUUGGAUUUUACGCUACAAAAUGCGUCGUUAUCAUAACUAACGCAUUUGCAUUUCGGUAACUUCCGACAUAUUAGCACCUAAAGUUUUAUUGUCACAUAAGAACGUCACUACGCUGAUUUUGCUAACACAGAUUGGAGGGGAUCCCAGAUACGUUAAUAACUCAAUUUCGCUAGAAAGUCGAUUACGUUAGUUAUGAUAAGCUUCCAUUUAUACCAGAAUCUCCUUAUUACAAAUAAAGUUUCUUUUUUUGCAAUGACGAGAUAUCAUGAAAAUACAAUUAUAGGCACUUUACACAGUAUAACACCACAUCUACCGAAAUUUCGACUGCGUAUUGUCAACUCUUACAUGUCUUUCAAGACCUUAGCCUUGCAGACAUUUUUAAGGAAUCUUUUUUCGUCAUACAGAGUGUAAUUUCGCAGUGUCCGCUAGACCUUCAUCACCGCCGACACAUCCAAAUGACGUUCACGAAUCGUAACUGCCUGUACGUGGGAUGAAUUAAUAUCGUUCAAUGAACACAUCGUAAAUGCUAUUUGGACGUGUCCAGGUUGGACGAAUCGAAUUUAAUCAACGAAUUCGUCAGGUAGCUUCUAACUCGGCUAUUGAAAUUCACUCUGUAUUAAGACGCAUUGAUUAAAAACUAAGCUACUAGUUUUUUUUAACAUUCAAAUGAAAUUUGUUUAAUGAACUACUUUAGUAAUGCAAUAAGCUCCGUUUCGUACAUGGAGUUUUUAAUAUGGAUUAAAUAUUUUUUUAAUAAUGGGUUACGAAACAGUGAAGGAAAAAUCUUCUUUCGUAACAAGUUAUGAAAAACAGUUUCGUAGAUGGACCAAAGGUAUCUCAUCUUUUCUAUCGUGAUAUAUUUAAUUAUGUAUUGACAAUAUUUUCGAUAUCAGGUUUGGAUAGUUAGACAAAUUACACCUUAGUGUAUUUUUGUCCUUGUAAUAUUGAUUUCAGUAAAUUGCGGGUCCCCAAAAAUAUAUUACAAAAACCAGAACAGUUCAUGUCUUUGGUCAGUUCCAAAUAGUAAACCCGAAACUUAAUUAAUUGCCAAUUGCAUUAUUUUGACAUAUAAAUAUUUAAAAAAUCGAACCUGUUCUCCGCUCAUUUAUUGUCAAUUUGAUCUAAGAAUCUCGAGGCAAAACUGUACAUGCAUUGGUAAUAAUUGUUUAGAACUUGAGAAUCUAUAGUGAUAAAAUGGCCAGUGUAUGCAGAGCAUAAUAGAACAGGAACAUUUUAAUUCGUGACUCGAAUAUUAUUUUGAAAACACAGAGCAUUAUCAUGACUUUUACUCAAUAUUUACUAAGUAAUAUGUAAUGAAAUUUCAUGUAUUUAUGGUCAAUAGCGUUAUUUACGUUGAACAUCGUAGGACAUCCCAUUGUAAUUCGUGCCUUGAACUAAAGAUUGCAUUUUUAAUACAUAACUAAUGCUAAAAAUAUUUCUAUUAACAACAAUUACAAAAAUUACAGCAAAAAACAUGUUACAUUAUGACAGAAAAAAUCGGGACAGUUCGUUGGGGAACAACGUAAAUAACCUCAGGAAUUUACUUAAAAUGUUUUAUAAGUGAUCAAUCGCUUUCGUGACAGAUUUCAAUAGAACCCUGUUUGUUCAUGCUGUUAAUUUUUUGCCUAUUUACUGUAACGUUAAGGUCAGACGUUGGUAGUGACGAAAUGUGUUCCCUACUGAGUGACUUAAGAUCACAUGUUAGAUACGCAACAGGUUUCAUCUAUGGCGUUGACUUUGUACGCUCAUAUGUAAAUGUAAAGAAACGUGACUGUUCUAAAAGUUGUGCGCUAUAUGCUUUAUACCCUAGAAGCCAUAAAAUUAUUUUUCAGUUUUCCACAAACAAGCAAUUUGAAAACAUACAUACACAUUGUUCUGUUGUAGAAUAAAAAAUAAAUUACUACACAAAUCAAAUCCCUAUUGAAAUGUAAAAAAGGUUAAGCACUAUUUUUAGACCUGUCAAACAAUUUAUUUCUAGAAAUGAAUCUCAAGAGAAUGAAUACAAAUAAAUAAGUUUAAAUUGCGAUGUGUAAACAAAUUGAUCUGAAUUAUUUUUUAUGUGUUGGUAGUACGUUCGAUUGUGAAUUUAGUGCGGCUACGCCAUUUAAUCACUUUGAAUAUUAAUUGUCGAUAAGAUAGCUGUCAUAAAGUAUGAUAAUAAAGAACGUUUUCUGCACUAUGAUAUGAUAUGACUAUACGAUGCUAAAACAUACUUUGUUAGCGGUUUAGUAACCUAGUUCCACAUGCAGCCUAAUGUAAACUAUAUAAUAGUUUGUGCACCGAUGUCCAGCCGUGUCGAACUCACUGUCGUGCAUUAACUAAAACGAGGCUAUGUGACAAAAUAAUUUUUAAGAUAUCAUAUAAAAACUAUAACCCAGUUUUAGAAUAUUGAAAUUUUUUCAAGAUAUCAUUCGUUUCGAUAUAUCCAAUCGUUAACUAACUUUAAUUGUUUUGAAAUAGAGAAUUUUGAUCUCUAUCUUAUGCUGUUUAAAACGGAUAUUUGACCCCAUGUCACUUCGCCGCGCUUUAGUGGACGGCAUCUCUAUAUACCACAUUUUGUCAAUACCAAUAGGUAUCUUUCAAUAACGCAGUAUUGCAGAAUAUUACUGUUAUGCAUUGAGCGCACAGCGACGAGCAGGGCAAGCAAUUAUCGUGAAUGAAGAAUCCAUUUUCUUACAUAUUAACAAAAAAGAAUUAACGAAAAACGAUAGGCAC
Hyposmocoma kahamanoa is the source of this 5230-nucleotide messenger RNA. RefSeq lists its product as uncharacterized. The transcript has 9 exons. The coding region runs from base 125 to 2143 and encodes 672 amino acids. Gene Ontology annotation, molecular function: RNA polymerase II cis-regulatory region sequence-specific DNA binding; zinc ion binding; DNA-binding transcription factor activity, RNA polymerase II-specific. Gene Ontology annotation, cellular component: nucleus. The record is from RefSeq and is a predicted model, not a curated record. Gene Ontology annotation, biological process: positive regulation of transcription by RNA polymerase II; negative regulation of transcription by RNA polymerase II. NCBI's taxonomy places the organism in Eukaryota, Metazoa, Arthropoda, Insecta, Lepidoptera, Cosmopterigidae.